GAGGUAAAACCAACAGAUAAGGCAUUGGCUUUCUCCUUUGUUGAUUCCUCACUGCCACUGCCUACGAAUUUUCGGCGGCUGCCGGAACAACCGCAAAGUCUCUCCCUUUUUUGCCGUUCUCUUUUGCUGCAACAGAUUGAAUCAUAGGGGGAUAAUGGAAACCAGCACCACCCAAAAUGGUGGUUCUAGUAUCAUGUGGUUCUUCAGGGAUAAAGGUUUUGAUGAUAAGAGCAUUCAGGAUAUGCUCAAAAAGUGCAAGCGUCUUGAGAACGCGCAAGCAGAAAGAGCCUCCGAGAAUUGGGCUUAUUUGAAGAGUAUUGGCAUUCAGGAGAGGAAGCUACCUUUUGUUGUCUCAAAGUGCCCCAAGAUACUUACUUUGGCUCUCCACGAGAAGCUCAUCCCUACAGUUGAGUGCCUCACCACGCUUGGUACUAAGCCCCGUGAAGUUGCGUCUGCCAUUGCCAAAUUCCCUCACAUUCUGUCCCAUAGCGUGGAAGAGAAGCUCUGUCCCCUUUUGGGAUUCUUUGAGGCUCUGGGAAUUCCUCAAAAGCAACUUGGCAAAAUGAUUUUGCUCAAUCCAAGGCUCAUCAGCUACAGCAUUGAAGCAAAGCUUUCUGAAAUCGUGAACUUUCUUGCUAAUCUUGGCCUAUCCAGAGAAGGAAUGAUUGGAAAAGUACUGGUAAAGAACCCGUUUAUCAUGGGUUAUAGCGUUGACAAAAGACUGCGCCCUACGGCAGAGUUUUUGAAAUCAGUAGGUCUCACAGAGCAGGGUCUUCAGACAGUGGUAAUGAACUUUCCGGAAGUGUUGUGUAGAGAUGUGGACAAGAUUCUGAGACCCAAUUUCGAAUUUCUAAAGAGAAGUGGAUUUGAAGAUGGACAGAUAGCGGCUUUGGUGUCUGGUUAUCCACCCAUUCUGAUCAAGAGCAUCCACAACUCUUUAGAACCGAGAAUCAGGUACUUGGUAGAGGUUAUGGGGAGACGAAUUGAUGAAGUCGCUGAUUAUCCUGACUUCUUCCGCCAUGGUCUGAAGAAAAGAGUGGAGCGGCGACACAAACUUUUGAAACAGACGACAACUGAUUGUAGCUUGAGUGAAAUGCUGGACUGUAAUCAAAAGAAGUUCGUAACGAAGUUUGGUUUGGUUUGAAGAAUAGGCUCAAGGUACUAGAGUUUCAUUUUUCUAUCCUUCGAUAAUCGUUAUUCUUGUAUUGUAGCUUAGUUUGGCAUUGCAAUUUCAAUAUAUCAGGUGAAUUGAACUUGUAUAUGGUUCAAGAAUCUGGUGGUCAUAGAAUGACUUGGUCUUAAAUACAUUUCAAUAUAUAUGUCUUUCUUCUAUCAA
This is a messenger RNA of Malus domestica (apple), 1336 nucleotides long. Its product is annotated as transcription termination factor MTERF6, chloroplastic/mitochondrial. Gene Ontology annotation, biological process: regulation of DNA-templated transcription. Gene Ontology annotation, molecular function: double-stranded DNA binding. The record is from RefSeq and is a predicted model, not a curated record. Lineage: Eukaryota; Viridiplantae; Streptophyta; Magnoliopsida; Rosales; Rosaceae.